CGCGCGCCUUCGAGGAAGCGGCUCCUGCUCAUCUAGACGACGAGUUGGUUUGGUUGGACGUUUGGACUCUGGACUUGACCAGACACCGGAACCCGUUUCAGCGCACAGUCGCUCUCCACCGAGUUUUCUCUCCGAUCCCCUUCCUUCUCGCCUGCGACACCGGCGGAAUCACCACGCGGAGGAGGAGUUCCGGCAGCCGGCGCUCCGACCAACGAAAACACAGGUGGAACUGAAGAAUAGAUAAGUAUGGCUUCUAGUGGUGUGAAAGAUUUCUACCGGCAGAAAAAGAAAGGUGGUAUAACCAAAACUUCAUCAUGUUCUAAGAAGAAAACACAGCAGUACACUGGAGGGGCCUCCGUUGGCGCUUCGAAUCCUGCUCAGACAUCAGCACUAAUUUCUCAUGGAUCCUUAGAUCUCAAAGAUGAUAUCAGUGAGCAGGAGGAGCAGUUGCGGCAGUUUGACAUGGACAUGAAGUUCGGCCCAUGUAUUGGUGUCAAUCGGCUUCAGCGUUGGGAGCGCGCUUCUGCCAUGGGCCUCCAGCCACCAUCUCAUCUUCGGGACCUCUUGGCACACAGCGCUUCCAUGAACAAUCACAAUAAUGGUAGCCCCUCCCCUGAGUGCCUAUGGGAGGGUAAAAUCUAGAAUCAAAUAAAAAGUGAUCCAUAUCAUAUCAACCUAGCCUUGUUUACUUACUCCUUUCUCCCCGGGCCCAGCUACCUGAGUCUUCUUGCCCCUCUCUACUGCUUCGUAGGUCGUAGCUGGGACAUGGGGCCUAUUAGUGUAGUCGAAACUCAUACUCUUUCACUGUGGUGAACUCUUGUUGUAACCAACCUUCUCGUUUUUCUUUGAUAGACUGUUGCUGCUUUCAUUUUUUGCCAGUGUAUCUUCAGUUUACCCUGCGCAAGUUGUUUAUGCCAUUUCCGCACGGAUGUACUCCAAUUGAUAUUCCUGUUUCCGUU
Molecule: messenger RNA, 959 nt
Organism: Brachypodium distachyon (stiff brome)
Lineage: Eukaryota; Viridiplantae; Streptophyta; Magnoliopsida; Poales; Poaceae
Exons: 3
Coding region: 247-642 (131 amino acids)
Biological process (GO): DNA synthesis involved in DNA repair; DNA-templated DNA replication
Cellular component (GO): delta DNA polymerase complex
Molecular function (GO): DNA-directed DNA polymerase activity
Source: RefSeq, a predicted model, not a curated record